CAGGAAGAGGAGGUUCUUCUUCAUCAUCAGCUUCUCUGUUGAACGUCAGUCACAACCAGGCAGCAUGAAGGUCACAGCAGUCAGAGCAGCGUGGGUGUUUCACACGUUGCUGCUGCUCACGGUUCAGAGUCAGAACAGUUUCAACCUGCAGGAAGGAGGUGGAGCUUCUCUCCUCAUUGAUCCAAACAGGCUGCAGUUCUUUGAAUAUGAAUCCAUUUCCUUAAGUUGCGCUGGUUUUGAUGAAGCAGCUGAUUGGAGAGUGAUGAAAACGGACUCCUCAGGUUCUGAUCGAUGGGAAACAUCAACAGGAUCAAUGAUCAUUAAACCUGCCUAUGUUUCACACAGUGGAGAAUAUGUUUGUGAGGAUGAAGGAGGAAACAGGAGCAAAUCUGUCAACAUCAGCAUCACUGCUGCUGACGUGAUCCUGGUGAGUCCUGCUCUGCCUGUGGUGGAGGGAGAAGCUGUGAGUCUGAGCUGCAGGAGGAAAGGAUCCCCCUCCAACCUCCCAGCUGACUUCUACAAAGACGGCAGCCUCAUCAACACUGGACACACAGGCAGCGUAACCAUUCGCAGCAUCUCUGCGUCUGAUGGAGGAUUCUACAAGUGCAGCAUCUCAGGAUCUCAGGGAGAAUCAGCAGAGAGUUGGCUGCAGGUCAAAGGUCAGACCAACUGAAUAUUUUAUAAUAUAUGAAAAAUAUUAAAAUGCAUGAUUAUUUGAAUGUUACACAUUUAGUGUGUAUUUCACCUUAAACAUGUUACAUGACUAAAUGUAAAUGUAGCAGCUUCUUGGAGCUGCAGCAUUUACU
This is a messenger RNA of Betta splendens (Siamese fighting fish), 806 nucleotides long. Its product is annotated as Fc receptor-like B. Lineage: Eukaryota; Metazoa; Chordata; Actinopteri; Anabantiformes; Osphronemidae. The record is from RefSeq and is a predicted model, not a curated record. Gene Ontology annotation, biological process: cell surface receptor signaling pathway. Bases 65 to 673 code for a protein of 202 amino acids. Gene Ontology annotation, molecular function: transmembrane signaling receptor activity. The transcript has 4 exons.